AUGGCUCAGAUACCGCCGCCAGGUCGGGAAAGACUUGAUUCCUCUGAUGGCGCUCUGUUCCCCAAUCCCGUUCUGCGGGUACAAGAGCCAGUCAUUCUGUCAGGUGACACAUCUAUGAGAGAAACCCCCGAUGUCUCUGCAGAUAUCGACAGCCGCUUGAAAAUCGAAAGCCCGUCGGAUGAUGAAGAAGACGAAGACAGCUUGUUAUCUGACACGUCUUCCGAAGCCCACGAGCCUCUCCCACCAUCCAAACGUGGUCUGCCGAUUUCCAAGCUACCCACAGGCCUAUGCUACGAUGAACGCAUGCGAUACCAUGCUGAAGUGGCGGCAAUGAGCGUCGAAAAUGUGCAUCCCGAAGAUCCCAGGCGGAUAUACUACAUUUACAAAGAGCUCUGUGAGGCCGGAUUGGUUGAUGACAAGAAGCACCCGCCGGUGGUGGAGAUGCCCUUGUAUCGAAUCCAUGCCCGCGAAGCUACGAAGGACGAGUGCCUUCUGGUUCACAAGGAAGAGCAGUAUGAACUGGUCAAGGAAACCGCGGCAAUGAGCGACGAAGAUCUUAUCGAUCUUUCGGAGCGUUACGACAUGGAUUCAAUCUACUUUAACCAGCUAUCGUUCUUCUCUGCCAAACUAUCCACAGGUGCAGCGAUUGAGACAUGCCGAGCUGUAAUGUCGCGAAAGGUAAAGAAUGCGAUCGCUGUCAUCCGGCCCCCGGGUCAUCAUGCCGAGAUCGGGAGGCCCAUGGGGUUUUGUCUUUUCAACAACGUCUCCAUUGCUUCUAGAGUCUGCCAGAAUGAUUUCGGGGAGGAAUGCAGGAAAAUUCUGAUUGUGGAUUGGGACGUCCACCAUGGCAAUGGCUGCCAACAAGCUUUCUAUGAUGACCCCAACGUUCUCUACAUUUCCUUGCAUGUCCAUAUGAAUGGGCAGUUCUAUCCCUCAGGAAAUGAAGGUGACAUGUAUCACUGUGGCAUUGGCGCUGGCGAGGGAAGAAAUGUCAAUAUUCCCUGGCCCACGAAGGGCAUGGGCGACGGCGACUACAUGUACGCGUUUCAAAACGUCGUAAUGCCCAUCGCCAAUGAAUUUGACCCUGACUUUGUCAUCAUUGCCGCGGGCUUCGACGCCGCUGCCGGAGAUGAGUUGGGUGGCUGUUUCGUCUCACCGCCCUGCUAUGCGCAUAUGACGCACAUGCUAAUGUCCCUUGCCGGAGGGAGGAUUGCCGUGUGUUUGGAAGGAGGCUACAACUUCAGCGCUAUCUCGAAAUCCGCACUCGCGGUCACGCGUACGUUGAUGGGUGAACCACCUGAUCGCCUGCAAGCCACAGCGGCCACACAGAGUGCGGUGGAUACCGUGGCGAAAGUUCGAAAUGUCCAGUCGAGGUACUGGAGAAGUAUUUAUCCCAAGGAGCCGGUCGGCGGAAUAUUUGGUGGAGAGAGAUUGCAUGACAUCAUCCGCCAAUAUCAGGCCAUGCACCUCUAUGACCAAUACAAGUUUACCCAACUUCAUGUCUACCGCGAUACAGUGUCAAAAUCGUUCGACCAGCAGGUCCUCGCAACACCCAACUACGAGAGCAAGAAAGCUUUGAUGAUCAUAUUCCAUGACUCGCCUGAUCUUCUCAGCUCCAACAAUGGCUUGUCCACGCAACAGAAACCCCAUGACACAUGGCUUGUUGACGGCACACAGUCGUACGUCCACUGGGCAGCUUCCCACGGCAUGGGUGUCAUAGACGUCAACAUUCCCGAGUACAUCAGCAUUUCUCAUGCCGACGAUAACAACUUCCAAUCAGAAAACUAUCCACAUGGCUUGUCUAUGACAGAUGUCGAGUACGCCUCCACCACGACCGACCUGGCAAGAAAAGAAGGCGAGAAACUCGCCUCGUACCUCUGGGAAAACUACAUCGAACCCUACGAAUUCCCCUGGGGAAUCAUGCUCAUGGGGGCGGGCCACGCCUUCCACGCCAUCGCGAAAUUGGUGUCGGAGAACGAGCACGUCUACCCAACCUUGCUGGGGAUAGUGUGUUUCAUAUCCACCCAGCCGAUCCGGCCCAUCAGCAACCCUGGGGGAAACCAUUGGGUGAGCCAGUGGUAUCGGGAAAACUCGCUGGUGUUUGUGAGUAGCCGGCACAGUCUGUGGAAGAAGGAAAAAGAAGGCGGCAAAGUCAGCAAGCGGUACGGACGGCUUGUGAGGUCCGAGGGCGAGAUUUUGAAUCAGAUCAUGAUGCAGCACAGGGAACAGGUCUGCCAGUGGAUAUUUGACAAGGUCAGCCAGCGGAGGGACGAGAUGAGAGGGAGUUCGGCGGAGGUGGAGGAGACUGCGGAGGAUGAGAAUGCGGCAAUGGUGGACGAGCAUGGAGAUGCAGAACGGAGCAGGGAUAGGGAAAGGGGCAGGGAUAGUGAUGGCGAUACCAUCGAUGACCCGGCCACCAUGGAGGCUGAGCAGGUUCCCCGAGCCGCGCAGACUGGCGACCUUACAACACUGACCGCCGUUGGCGCAGCGGGUAAUGGAAAAGCAGCAGCCAGUCGUGGGUUUCUCGACACCUCCACAGCAGCAGUAGCGGACGCGACAACAGCAGCGCCCGAAGCAACGGCACCACCAACAUCAGCGGCAGAUUACCCACGCUCAGCAUCCGCUGAUGCCGGCGGCGAUGUGUACAUGAAGAUGGUGCUGUGA
Molecule: messenger RNA, 2664 nt
Organism: Fonsecaea multimorphosa CBS 102226
Lineage: Eukaryota; Fungi; Ascomycota; Eurotiomycetes; Chaetothyriales; Herpotrichiellaceae
Exons: 9
Coding region: 1-2664 (887 amino acids)
Biological process (GO): chromatin organization
Cellular component (GO): histone deacetylase complex
Molecular function (GO): histone deacetylase activity
Source: RefSeq, a predicted model, not a curated record